AUGAAUGCUCUAGAUGAUGAGAAGCACCGAGUGAUUGGGGUCUACGGGCCUAGCGGUGUGGGGAAGAGCUGGUUGUUGGAGCAAAUCGAAAAGAGAAUAAGGAGCGAGAAGAGAUUGUUCGACGUGAUCGCCAAAGCGACAGUAUCGCAGACUUGGGAAUUGAAGAAUAUCCAAGAAGAUAUUGCAUACGCAUUUAGUCUGGAUCUAAAUAACGUGCCAAGCAAAGUCGGGAGAGCAGAUCUUCUGUUAAAGCGAUUACAAAUGGAAUUAAAGAGCAAGCAGAAAAUCCUCGUAAUGUUAGACGAUAUGCAGGAGGAACUGGAUUUGAAAGCGGUUGGAAUUCCUUCAGGAGACGAGAGCGCGGGAUGCAAGUUGUUACUUACAUCGAGAUAUAAAGAUGUGUUGCAGGCUAAGAUGUCUGCCAAACCAACAUUUCGUGUUGAAGAUUUGAAAGACGAUGAAGCUUUAAGGCUCUUUGAAAAGACGGUCGGCGACAAGCUUGAAGACGACAAGGAAUUGAAAGCAAUACCGCCUCAAGUGGUCAAGAAACUUGCAGGUUUGCCUCUUUUGAUUAUCUCUGUCGCAAGCACCUUGAAAGAUAGCAAUGUGUACGCAUGGAGAAACGCCUUGAUAAAUAUAGAAGAGUCAAACGUGGAAGCCAUAGUGAAGUUGAGUUACCACCAUUUGAAGAGCGAGGACACCAAGACCUUAUUCUUGCUCUGUGGUCUUAUUGGUGGGAACCUUUGA
This is a messenger RNA of Syzygium oleosum, 747 nucleotides long. Its product is annotated as probable disease resistance protein At5g63020. The record is from RefSeq and is a predicted model, not a curated record. Gene Ontology annotation, molecular function: ADP binding; ATP hydrolysis activity. NCBI's taxonomy places the organism in Eukaryota, Viridiplantae, Streptophyta, Magnoliopsida, Myrtales, Myrtaceae. Bases 1 to 747 code for a protein of 248 amino acids. The transcript has a single exon.